AUGGCAGAUAAUGAUCCACUAAUAAACAACUUGGCAGCAUUGUUGAGAGAGACAAGAGAGAAUUUUGAUAUAGAACAUGAUAUAGACACAAUUAUUAACAUUAAUGAUAAGUUGACAGAACUUAAGAAUAGGUCGAAUGAACUAAAGACGAGUAAGGAAAGUGAAAUAACGUCAUUAAGAAAUAAUUUAGAAUCACAAGGUGAGAAAAUCCAAAUAUUGAAUGAUAAUUUGAACAAGACAAAAGAAGAAUCCAAAAACUUCAAAAGUAAAGAUCAAUUAAUUGACGUCGUGAAAGAAUUAGACGAAUUAGAGAAUGACGUCGUAUCAAUGCGAAGCCAAUUAGAUCAAAAAAUUACUCGAUUUGUCACAUCAUCUUCGUCACCACAACGACCACCGCUAUCUUUAUCAAUCUCAUCUCCUCCGAAAAAUUCUCAUAUGAAUGGUCUCUCUAAUUAUGACGAUGAGACUAAUGAAAUUCUUAAUGAUCCAAUUGCAAAGGCAAACAUUCUGAGGUUGAAAUUGUACAGAUCGAUGGGGAUCAUUUUAGAUAUCGAUAAUAAUCAAGUAUUAAUCGAUUCUUAUAAUUAUAAUAACAACGGUAACAAUAACGACACAAAUAAUAAUAGCAAUAAUAAAAUUGAUAUAUUACCGUUAGACGAUGAUUUAAGUGAUUAUUUCAAAACAAAAUAUAUUUGGGAAAAAUAA
Naumovozyma dairenensis CBS 421 is the source of this 705-nucleotide messenger RNA. It is a transcript of the gene SPC24, whose product is annotated as kinetochore-associated Ndc80 complex subunit SPC24. Lineage: Eukaryota; Fungi; Ascomycota; Saccharomycetes; Saccharomycetales; Saccharomycetaceae. The record is from RefSeq and is a predicted model, not a curated record. The transcript has a single exon. Bases 1 to 705 code for a protein of 234 amino acids.